Molecule: messenger RNA, 7549 nt
Organism: Acipenser ruthenus (sterlet)
Lineage: Eukaryota; Metazoa; Chordata; Actinopteri; Acipenseriformes; Acipenseridae
Product: pleckstrin homology domain-containing family G member 2-like
Exons: 5
Coding region: 531-5399 (1622 amino acids)
Molecular function (GO): guanyl-nucleotide exchange factor activity
Source: RefSeq, a predicted model, not a curated record
UUGGAGGCAGGGGAGCGUAGCGGUGGUAGAGCUAGUCUUCUAGUGCAGGCGGAGCGGAGAGGUUAGAGCGCUGGGCUGCAGUGUGGAAGGCAGUGUGUUUGAGUAGCUCAGUGGUUAGAGCGCUGGGCUGCAGUGUGGAAGGCAGUGGGUUUGAGUAGCUCAGUGGUUAGAGCGCUGGGCUGCAGUGUGGAAGGCAGUGGGUUUGAAUAGCUCAGUGGUUAGAAUGCUAGGCUGCAGUUUGAAAGGCAGUGGGUUUGAGUAGCUCAGUGGUUAGAUUGCUGGGCUGCAGUGUGAGAGGCAGCAGGUUUGAGUAGCUCAGUGGUUAGAGCGCUGGGCUGCAGUGUGGAAGGCAGCAGGUUUGAGUAGCUCAGUGGUUAGAUCGCUGGGCUGCAGUGUGGAAGGCAGCGGGUUUGAGCAGCUCAACGGUUAGUGACUAAUUUAGAAGAAUGCGCAGUGAGACAAAGAUUUAAUUAACUGAUUGCGUGUGUGAAUUAAAAGGUUCUAACACUUUCUUUCCCCCUCUGUAUUUUAUGUCUGUCUUCUCUCAACGGGAUUCCUGGACAGCAGUGAAACUGAAGCACGCAGGCAGUGAGGGAGAGCUGCACCCUGCUUUUGAUCCAGUCUGCUCCUCCAUCAGUACCAGCACACUGGCCUCCUCCGUCAUCGAGGUAGAGACCAGGGGACGAGAUGAGGAGGAGGAGGAGGAAGAGGAAGAGGAACGCCCCACCCUCUCCAUCACAGAGGAGAUCCUGGAGUUUAUCAACCAGAGCCGAGCACGGGAUCUGGGGGAGGCUGGGGGCGAGGAGACAGCCCAGCUUCCAGAGGGUCAUCUGCAGGUGGAUCCGAUGCUGGAAGAAGAAUCCUCUGCUGACUUGGGGGCCACGGCACUGGGGAUGAACAAAGAGGAUCUGCGGCCCUCCCUGGAAGUCAUCGAGCUGGAUGAAGAGAACUCCUCUGCGGGAGAAGCGCUGGGGAGAAGGGGACAAGCAAGAGUGAAGGAACCAGAGCCUUGUGCCCCAGCCAGCGAGUCUUCGGAGGAAGAGGAGGGCCAGGGCAGGCUGGAGUCGGGACCCUCUCCCCUUCAUGUGCUGGAAGAACUGGAGCAGGAAGAGGCACCUUCAACCGGAAAACCAGAGAUGCCGAAUCCGGAGCGUUCGAACGUCGAUGAGGAACUGAACCACGAGGGACCGACUGGCAAACCCUCCCCCCUCGAGGAUGGCCCUGUCCAGGGGGUGGCGGCUCCGGAUCGCUCCGAUCCAGCCAAGUCUGCAGCCAAAGCAGCUUUGACCAAAGACGACCGUCUCCUGAUUGAGAAGAUAAAGAACUACUACGAGACGGGCGAGGCGAUCGCCCCCCAGCUCCAGAGGAGAGACAGCAUCUCCUUCAUCCCGGCCGGGCUGGUCAAGGACUCGGUGUCCAGGUUCCACAUCCUCGUCCAGCAGGACAGCAUCUGCGAGUCGGAGGCGGGGAGGUCGGAAUCCAGCGAGACGGAGGCACGGCUGUCCCUCUCCCGGCAGACCUCUGCGGCAGAAUCGGAGACCAGUGACUUCCGGGACACUCUGGAGCAAGAGGAGGAGGAGGAGAAAGGCAGGGAUCAAGACAUAGAAGGAGCAGGAGAAGGGGGCUGCCGCCAGGUGGAAACAGAAUGUGAGUACCGAUCGUGCACGGAGCUGAUGAAAGUGUGGAAGGAGAAAGAGAGAAAAGCCGACAGAAGGGGCCAAGAAGAGAAGAAAGCAAAGGAUUUUCAGAAGACACCCGGGAACCUAGUUAUCCGGGAAGAUAUCUCGGAAGCAAAUCGGAAAAAAGAAGCCGUAGAAGGAGGAGAAGAAAUCUCCAGAAAAGCCAGAAUGACGUUUCCAAUAGGCCAUUGUAAAACCUGCCCGGAUUCCGAGAGACGCUCGAUCGAGGAAUGCUGCUGUCCCCGAGAGCAUCCCGGCCCAUUCCCAUCUCCGGAUGUGACCGGGAUCAGUCUGUACGAGGGAGGGAGAGAGGGCUGCCUGGCGGAGAACUCGGAGAAGAUUAUCAGCAAAGUACAGAUGCUGGCCCGCAUGUACAGCGCCAGGAUCGGCCGCAUGAAGACUCCUCUGCAAAAGAAGGUGUGGGAGAGGAGCAGGGGGCCGGCAGGGAGGAGGGAAUGGGGAGAGACAGAGAAGCAGCCAGACUGCAAGGUGACAGGGGGUCUCAGGGUCCCGAGAGAACCGCAGCUGUACGGACACGUGAUCAUCCGGGAGCAGCUUUCCACGACCUACGUGCAAGAGAACCAGUACAUCAUCACCGCAGCAAAGGAGAACGCCUGGGAGCUCGAGAGCAGCAACACCAGAGCAGCACCCCAUCACCCGGGACCAGUGGAACCUCAUACAGAGGCCAACCUGGACACCCUCCUCCAGGCAGACCCUCAGAAACCUGAACGGUCACCUCCGGUCACCCCCAGCGAAGAUCCCCCUCCGGAAGUUGGUGACUUCGAAUUGGAUUCCCAGAGCUCCUCAGAAGCAGUCCCUGCCAUCCAAAGCUGCCCUGAACCUGAGAGACGCCCUGCAGUCGUGUGCAAUCCAACAACAUCCAACAACGAAAAGACUGUUUCCAGAGCCCCGCUGCCCGUGUCGGAGAAAUCGCCUUGUUCCCAAAUCGACGAUCAAUCGGAUUCCAGUUCUGCUGUGUCCGUAGGGAAAGCAGGACAGUCGCUGUGGUCCUCAGCAAAAGAAUCAUCGUCGGAUGUUGAAAAAAAGGAGCCAUCACGUUCUGGUUCGUUGCUUUCCAUGGAGGAAGCUGAACGGGCUUUGAAUGACAGAUCAGUGCGACAAGAGACGACACUCGUUCAGGACGGAGAACUUUUUGCCCUGGCCAAAUUGGAUGACUUGUGUAAACAGGAUCCAGUUUUACCAGCUGAGGGUCAAACAGAUAAAGGCCGUUCUUGUGUUGCUGAAGAUGCGGAGAGUUCUUUAUUCCGGCCAGCACUGCUAAGACCAAAGCCUAUCUUGCCUGCAAAAAGCAGGGAGCUUGCCACGUCCAAAUGGAAUCCUUUGCAACAGAAGCCGGUAGUCUAUACUAAAACAGCAGACGAUCGGGUGCAAUAUUCUGUACAGACGCCCUCCCUGUCCAGCCCCUUUUCGCCUGUUUCGGAUCACUGUACCCCUUCCUCAGUGCCAUCCUACGUUAGACGAUCCUUAGGGAACUCUACCCCAACUUUGUGGGCAAAAACUGAUCCACAGUCUCCUUUGGAAAUGCUCGAUGCCCAAAACCAGGAGACACCAUCAAAAGAUGCUAAAGAACCAACCAGCUUCUGCUUGACAUCCAAAGAUCCUUUGUCCAAAAAGUGUGCCACCGAAGAGAUGACUUCAGGCAGGCAGAGUAGUGGUAUUUCGGAAGACGGCUCUAAAGACCAGGGGAAUGCUUCUUCAACAAUGUCUCCCGAAGUAUCAGAUACACACUCUCUGAAUGUAAAGUCCUUUGAGCUGAAGGAACGCCUGCCAAAGUUCACCAGCCAAAGACCUCCUUACCUGCCGACCAAGAGUGGGAGAAGAAGCUUGCCACUCUACUUGGAAGGACAAGGAUUUUCCAACCAAAGGUUGCAGCCCUCCUCUCCCUGUUUUAAGGAGUCCCUGGAUCACCAAACACCAGCGGACAGGAGGCGAUCAAACCCCCAGCAUUCCCAACAGAAUUCUUGCAACUUCCAAAAUUCCCCGCCUCCUCUGAGAAAACCGGACUGCAUCCCAUCCUCGACCAGACAGGAAGGGAAGACCUCCUCCUCCUCCUCCUCUCUCAAACUCGGCCUGAGAACUCGGACUCCCUCUCCCAUCCGCAAAAUCCCGUCUCCUUCCAUCUCCGCCGCUCUCUCCAAAUCCGUCGCUGCUUCCUGCAUCAGCCAGACCAUCAGCCAGAGCCUGGCCAAAAGGAACGGGCGCCUCCAGUCUUCCCUCUCGCAGGACUCCGAGCUGCCCCAGCCACCCAGCAUGCCCUUGCCUCCGCUCUCCGGGUCCGUCCUGAGGUUCCGAUCCCCGUCUCCCGGACGGAAAUCCCCUUUGGGUCCGGCUUAUCCGAACAGGCAGUCCCUGGGCCGUUCUGUUCCCGGUUUGACUGAGAAAGCCGACCGACUCGGCUCCACCGCGCCACACCUUCUCCACCCUUCCAGCGCUGCUUCAGGCCCCGCCCCCAUGAUCUCCCCACCCCCCUUCCGUAGCCACAGAUCCGUGUCCCCUACUGUGCCAGUUAGCCUCUACCAGACUUCCAAGGCUGGAUCUAAAAGCUUUGACCUCUCACGCAAUAACAAUAACAAUAAUAAUAAUAAUAAUAAUAAUAAUAAUAAUAAUAAUAAUAAUAAUAGCAAUACUGACAGCAAUACUAAAACAGCCAACUUGGUUCAGAUAGUGUGUUCUGUGGGUACUGUCAGAUCUUCCUCUUCCUCUUCCUGUACUCCUAACCGCAUCACCAGGCCCUUCUCUUCUGCAUCGGAGCCAAGUUCAAGGGUCCAGUCUCCUUCUCCUGCAGGGCCUCGAAUCUGCUCACCGCUGCCCAUCCACCCAACCCAAGACAACUUGAAAGGCAAGCCGCCCCACCAUCCUUCGAACCCCAAACCGACCCCCCGCUCCUUCACCCCUCUGUGCUUCGGCUCUCAGGACCGCUCAGGGUCGUCCACCCCCUGCUCCACGUCUCCUUGCACCAGCCCUCGAGUCACAUCCCCGCCCCCCAUCCCUCCUAGCGUUACCCAGUCCCUGCGCAGACCCAGGGGGAACAGCCUGCCCUUUAUUAGCCUCAAAGAUGGAUGUGCCAGCCCCUUUCGUAGCAGUCGGAGGUCCUGGGGAGGAGGUGGUGGAAGUAUGAUGGGCAGCACGGACAGUAUUGAGCAGGAUUCGGGGCUGCCGUCCUCGGGGAGGGUGUACGGCAGCCCCCCUUCUUGUCUGAGUCCCGGCGCUACGUCUCCGGUGAGGUCUGUCAGUCGCAACAACAGCCUUGACGGUCUCAGCACUCAGGAGAUUGCCACCCUCACUUGGCCGGCCGACCGAGAGCUUCAGACCAAGUACGGAACGGAGAAAGAGGACUGCUCUCUCGAAAAAGAGGAACCGCCAGAGCCGGAACUGGAGCCACCCAGCGGCACUUGCAGAUCCAGCCUCGUGUGUCCCUACAUGGGCGACCCCCAGCGUUUGCCCGUGGGUCUGACUGACCGAUCCUGCACCCAUUCCACAGGCUCCGGGGACCCGGCGCAGGAUAACUGCAGAGGAGGGGGCCUGAAAACCAGCUACUCCACCACCGUCAACCUCCAGAUAGGAGGCAGCGGGAGGAUAGCUUCUUUCAGCAUCGCUCAGGUCAGUCUCACUCAGACCCUGGCAGUGGUACCAGAGAGCCUGAGCGCAAGGAGGGUGAACGUUCAUGGAUACACUGUUGAGUCUUCAACAAACUGCUAGGGGGGGUUCAGGGACUGGGUGAAGCAGCAGGGCUAGUGUGAGUUUGUAACCCUGCUCAAACUCCUGGCUCCUGAUCAUUUCAAUAUUAAUAAUAAUAGACUUCAUUGAGGGGAGCUCUGAACCCCAGGACUGGGUGCAGUAGCAGCAGCAGCAGGGCUAGUGUGAGUUUCUAACCCGCUCAAACUCCUGGCUCCUGAUCAUUUCAAUAUUAAUAAAAAGACUUAAUUGAGGGGAGUUCUGAACCCCAGGACUGGGUGCAGCAGCAGCAGGAUUAGCGUGAGUUUCUAAGGUGGUGACUUUAAAGUAAGUGACAGGACUUUGAGAAUACCCUCCUGCUGUGCCCCAACCCUAUACCCUGUUUCCGUUACUCAAUCAUGAACGAGGAAGUCGAACACAAAGCACUUCAAAACGUUCUGGUAAUACUUUCAUCACUUACUGUUGCUUGCGUGGUGCAGUCUCCUUUGUCUUUGCAUUUUUAAAAGAUUUCUGCACAAGAAGACGACAUUGCAAGUAUCACAAUUACCAUAUCAUGAACUCUGUGCCCUGGGCAAGUUUUAAAUUGACAAGCUGUUGCAUGGUACAAGAAUUGCUUUGCUUUGGCACGUGCAGCUGACUUCAGUCUGACAGUAUAUGGAUUUUAUUUAAAUUGUAAAGGUACAUGAAUUAAAUACAUGUUUUAGGAAUAAAAUCAUUCCAUGUACUCUUUCUGUACAAACAUUAAAAAAUGCUACUUUUUUAUGUACCUUAUACCCAUAACACAUAGCGACAUCUGGUGGCUGUUUCCAGAAAUUACACCUUUGAAAGGGAAUUGCUUUGUUUCUUUAAAAGGAAUGUCAUGUACUGAUUUUUUUUUUCUCUUUUUGCCCACAAGUAUUUGUUGAUUUUUUGACACAGUUUCAAACCAGACAAGAUACUUGUUGUGUUGCUUGUUUUUUGUUUUUUUGUUUUUUCAAGUUCGGUUUAGACAAAAACUGUUUGUGGAAUCUGUCGUUGAAAUGAUGCUCCACAUGUAUACCUUGUGCCUUUAGCAAGUAAAAGAGAAAAAAAGACAAUUAUACUCAUGACCAAAAUGAAUAAGAGCCCUGAAGGGUAUUGAAACUCAUCUGUACAGCAAUGGCCAAACUUUUGCAUAAACUAGAAUUUUAGGGUUGAGACAUCAUUUUUUUAAAAAUAAAUAUAUGAACAUAAUUUAGAUAUUUUAUUUAACAUCAUGUAAUCAAAGAAGCUACAAAAUUAUAUUGCAAAAGUCUACCGGACACCAUACUAGUAGAACAGUAUUUUACGUUAUAUAUUGAAAUGUCGCAGCUUUCCAUUAAGUAUAUAGAAAGCAACACAGCGGUGUGUAAUUCAAUAUGUUAACGUAACAUUAUUCAGCAGGUUUCAUUCGAUUUUAUGAAGCAAAAUUAGUUCAUUCUACAAAGUGAUGCAAAACUUUUGGCCAGAGCUGUAGAAGAAAUGGGACCAAAGACAAUUUCACAGGCACAGAGGAAGGACUGCUUAUCAAACUCAGGCUUUAUUGGUGUGGUCAAAGAACAAUCAAAGGGGAAAAAAUAUGUAUCCUCCAUAAAAAGAAGAGUGUACACUCUGGAUUACUAUUACUGGGACCAAAGUUCAAAUCAUUCAGGCGUAAAAGCAAUUAAUUCUGUACAAUCAGGGACAAACCACACACCAAACCAAGAUACAACAUUAUUAUUAUUAUUAUUAUUAUUAUUAUUAUUAUAACUGUUAUUAUGAAUGUUAUGUGUGUUUGUUUUUAGUAUCACAAGGCACUGUCUCACUUAGAUAUACAAUUUUUUUUAAAAAUAUGAACAUAAAUGAAAACUUUUUAGGCUGUAUAAAGAGGUAAACAUUAAGUUGUUGUUGUUGUUAUGUAAUAUUUUGGGUAUUUAAAUUGAUUUCUAUCAUGUAUUAUUUGAAAGGGGUGCAUGACAUGUGGAGCACACCAGCCUGCAAUUCAAAAUAGGGCAGUGCUAUGGUGUGUUUAUGGCGUGUUUGGCAUGUUUGUAGCGUGUUUAUGACAUGUUUAUGGCAUGUUUGUAGCAUGUUUAUUGUGCAGUAAGAUCGAAAAGGUUUAUGCCCCCAGUGCAUCAUGCUUCCUGAGUCAUGUGUUCCAUUUAUUCUUACAAGCUAUUAAAAUAUUUGCAAACAAG